This is a messenger RNA of Diachasmimorpha longicaudata, 2675 nucleotides long. RefSeq lists its product as uncharacterized. The transcript is spliced from 5 exons. The record is from RefSeq and is a predicted model, not a curated record. Bases 1308 to 2216 code for a protein of 302 amino acids. Lineage: Eukaryota; Metazoa; Arthropoda; Insecta; Hymenoptera; Braconidae.
CAACGAUCGCCCCACGUUUCGCCCUCUGGAGGUUGAUUUUUCCUCAAAAUUUCCCAUGUCGAUGAUACGAUGAAUGUUGGUUUAGGCAUUUUCGACAAUCUCCUCGUUAUCUCCUACAGCAUAUGGUGUAAAAGAGCACUGUUACCCUGGGUCAGGCUCGUGCCAGGCUCUGUGUCUUACGGCUCAAAAUAAACGAAUAUGUGAGCAUCAUACCAAGCAGUUGAAGGCUAAAGAGAAAGAAAAGUUAUAACAGGGUAUGAAACCUGGCAAUUAUCGCACCAAAACCACCACUUUUCUCUGUCCUGAAUCUCAGCAUAUUGAUCCACCUCGUCUAUCAUAAUUUUACAAGUAACAAGUCAGACAGGUUUCGUUUUAGAAACAACUGCAACUCAUUUCCGCAUGAAAUUUUAAGUAAUUAUCGUACUGUUUAACGAUAUACGUUUGCCUUGGGCGCAUUCGGUGUCUAUCUCUAUGAUUCGCCUUCCGCAAAUUGUUUUCUUUUUCAGGAACUUAAUCUCCAGCUCUCCAAUUACAGAGUGAAAAAAAAAAAAAAAACUUGCAGUGGCAUUUCGUGACACGAAUUCUCCUGACAUCGAGACGCGACUGCGAUAAUUAUUAUCAUUUUGACAAUUCAGUUGGUAAAUUUACUAUCGUGUGUCUCGUCGUCUGUGCGAUAGGUCUCAGGUAAUGAUCACUGACACGCGGCACAGUCUUUCGUGACGAGGAAUUCGCUUGUCCAAUGAAAGAAUAUUUCUAACGAAAAGCCUCAUCAGAAAAAAGGAGAGAAAGAUUCCAUAAAAAUUUCCUAAUUUCCGCUAACCUUUCGUUCAUUAAAUUGCCGGAAAAAUGAGAAACGGUAGAAUUUUUCUUGGAAUUUAAUAACAAAUAAUUGAAACGCAGGGUAAAUUGUAAUUUUUAAGGAGACCAAUCCAUCAACUUUCAAGUCUCCUCUCCUCGUCAAAAAAACAUAAACAAAAUUGGUGAAUAAAUCAAUUGAAGAAAAAUCUGCGAGAAGUCACGAAUGAAAGGGAGAGAACCAAUAUUUUAUGAACGUUCUCGCGCAUGACAGUGUUUAUCCUCAAGAUUUAUAGCUACUAGGUGCAAUAUUCAGAUUGCGUCACGUGCUACAUUAUACAUAGUUUGUGCGAGUUGUACAGGAUUCGAUAAUGUUGGUUUGGGGGUUGUGCUGAGACGCGAGGGUUACCUCGCACGCCAGUCCGUGCUUAGACGUGACUCGUGACGCAGCUGUUUCUAUAAAAUCACCGAAAUAAAAUACAUAUUCCAACUACUGUUGAGCGAGACGUUACAUGAGGAGACAUGUCCUGGUGGAGGAAGUCCCGGGACUCUAUAUUCGGCGUCUCACACUCGAGGAUCCCCGCAUCGCUCGCGAUCGUGUAGACCGCCCCGACUCAAGGUCGCCAUCACCAGUACGUCAUAUAUGUCAUCCACGUAGUGCCGAUGCUCGCCCUGGGCGAGGAUCAUCUAGUUGUAGAUUUUGGCUCCAACGAGUGAAAAACGAAAAGCCCGCCUAUUUGACGAUAACAUCCCUUGAACUACCGGACUGUCCAAUUCCCCUGAUAGAAUCCCAAGCGAGUGGACGUUGGAGAUGUGCAGAGUCGCCGAGAAAUCCUGGAAAAGAUGAAAUUUUGGAUGAGUUGAUAGACAGUGUCUCGAAAGUGGCAAGACCGAGGAAGAACGUGAAAAGUGCUGAUCAGAGUAUUUCUAAGGCGAUUCAGAGAAGCAGGAGACAGUUUAUCGAUUCACCCGAAUGUCAAAGCACUCUCGGUAGUUUGGAAGCAUGCACGAAGAGUAUUUCCGGAGGUCCACCUCGGGCAAUAAUCGCUAAUUCAAGUGAAUCUAUCAAGGACUGCAUAUGCUCAGAAUUUACGGAGAAUCUCCAGAUCAACAUUCGUGAGGAGACCGAGGUCAAGCCGCCGUCUUCACGGAGUCCAAGUCCGGAAGUGACUCACACCAUAAGGAUUGCUAUGAAAUACCUUGGUCAAUCGCAACGUCGACCAGAAGAGGCAAUCGGAAAUGAUGGUACGCGAACACCAGAAGACACUCCUAGUGACACAAAAAGUGAUGACUCCAAAGAGGGAAGUGAAUGUAGUGUUAAUGUUGCAUUGGAUUUUACCCUAAAUUGUUGCAGUGUACAACUUACAUCUAGAGAUAUUACGCUGAAACCGGCGUCCAUUGAGGCCCAGAAUUCGACAUAAUGGGUUUGAUUACUUGAUGGAGGAAAAUAAUUGGUAAUUACGGCGAACGGUUUGGAAAAAUUCCCUACAAAUCCCUAAUUUCCAUUAAAUAUUUCUCGUCCGUGUUUUCAAGGUAGCAAUUGUUUAUUUAUAUAUUUACUAAUAUUACCCGAUGAUUUAAUACCAUUUUUCAUGAUUUGAAUAGGUUUUACGAAAUAGUUACGAUAAUUUCUUUGCACAGCUCUUGAUUAGCCAAUAUAAAGCGAUCAGGAGCCGUCUACGAAACCUAUAAUUUAGCUCCACACAUUCCUCAAACCUGAGAGAAAUAUAAUAAACAAAAAAUGCUGACCAAUGCAAGAAUAAUAAAGACCAAUGACUAAGUAUGAUGUAUCAUAUGCUACGGCUAGGCAAAAAAUAAUUGGGGAACAAAUUAAAUGAGGAAGGAAUUUCAUUAAAAAACUUUAAUACAUAAAACUAAAA